This is a messenger RNA of Acanthochromis polyacanthus (spiny chromis), 1182 nucleotides long. RefSeq lists its product as uncharacterized. Bases 52 to 978 code for a protein of 308 amino acids. The record is from RefSeq and is a predicted model, not a curated record. NCBI's taxonomy places the organism in Eukaryota, Metazoa, Chordata, Actinopteri, Pomacentridae. The transcript has 9 exons.
GCAGACGUUGCUGAUAAGAAGUUGCGUAUCUCGUGAAAGAACAAACAGAAAAUGACUGCAAGUCCAGAGGCGACCGCAGCUUCUUGUGCGAAGGCUCUCGUGGCUUUUGUUGAAAAUGGAAAAGCUCUGCUGGACCUCGCUGAGAAGGAGAGCAGGGAAGGCUCUUGCCAGGAAUUCAUCAGGCAGAAAAUCCGCAUCGAGCAAAGACAGUCGCUGCUGGGGCUGAUUGAAGCCGGUGCAGAUUUGUACAGCAGCCUGUCUGUUAAGAGGAAAAAGGACGCAGAAGAUCUCUGGAGAAAAAACAAUGACUGUGCUGCUUUGCGGGAUGCCGUGCGCGACUUUCAGCAGCUCGAAGUGCAGUGGGAUGCCUUUCUGCAGCGCCUCGACGAUGAGUUACAACUGAGCGCUGAGCUGCUGGACGGCGACCAUCAGUCCAAGUGUAUUCCACCAGAUACGCCUCUCACCGAUGCCAGAACAGGACAAACAGUGACUCUGCAGAAGUAUCUUGGGAGGAGUAAAAAGACUUUGCUGGUGUUAAUCCGUCAGUUCUCAUGCCUGCUCUGCCGUCUGCAUAUUAAAGACCUGGAGAAGAAUCAGAGCUCCCUGGAUGGACACUCUGUUCAAGUGAUGGUGGUGUCAUUUGGCUGUCAGGAAGGAGCUUCAUACUGGCUGCAGGACACAUUCUGUCAGUACGACAUGCUGCUGGACCCUCAUAGAAAGAUUUAUGCUGCAUUUGGCCUCGGCGCAUCUCUGAGGAAAGUGUUAAACUUUGGUAACAUGCUGCUCUACGCUGAAUAUGUGGCGGACAACAUGGAGUUUCCACGAGGGCUUCCGUCGAUUCAAGACGACAUGUUUCAGCUGGGAGGCGACUUUGUUUUGGACGAACAUGGGAGGGUGCUGUUCUCUCACUGCUGCCAGAGUCCCAUCGACCGACCCUCAGUGGGGGACAUUUUAAACUCUUUAGAUAAGAUUAGCUAAAGGAAAACUGUGACGUCAGCUGAUACAUGUCUUUGCUAGUAUAACAGUAACUAUUAAUCCGAGAUGUAAAAUAAUAAAGACUGUGAGAUUCAGCUCUAAGCACACACAAUUUGAGUUUUGGAGUGGUUAAAGUAACAGAUGAUUACAUCCAAAGCAAUCCUAAACUACUUGAGUCUUACUUGUGCAAUAAACAUCCAAAACUGA